AUGGCUGGUUGCGGUGUCCUCGGCAUGGCCUUCGCAUGCAGUGCGCUCUACUCGUUUACUCCUCACUCUACUUCACCCGUUAGCCGCAGCCAUUCUCCUCUUUUCUCCCGCUCCCCCUCGUUGAGCGUGGCCUAUAAGGGGCCGGAGACGAGGGACAUUCCUCCCUGGGAGGAGGAGAUGCUGGAGAUCUUUGCGAGGUCCCCGCUGUUCAACCCCGAAGCUAGCCGCAAGCGUGUUGAGAGGAAGUCAGCACACGGCCAUGCUGGGCCGGAUGUCGACCUGGAUGCCGCACUGGACUCCAACAGCAUGUAUGGGAUCCGGAGCGACAUCAUGGAGAUCUUCGUUCUUGCAGCAAGGAACAAACCCGGUGUACGUCUGACUCUAGGAGAGCCCAGUCGACCCGAACCCGCCUCUCCCAGGGCUGCAGUGAAGCAGGUGACUAGCCGUGUGGCGGAACGAGAGCGAAUCAAAGUCGUCAGGCCGCGGCAGGAGGCUGUGAAUGGCGGCAAUGAUUCGAGCUCAGCCCAGCGGUCAUGGGAAUCCGAACUCCACUCUAUCUUUCAGGCAAAUCCGCUCACUAGAAAGUGA
This is a messenger RNA of Guillardia theta CCMP2712, 588 nucleotides long. RefSeq lists its product as hypothetical. The transcript has a single exon. The coding region runs from base 1 to 588 and encodes 195 amino acids. The record is from RefSeq and is a predicted model, not a curated record. NCBI's taxonomy places the organism in Eukaryota, Cryptophyceae, Pyrenomonadales, Geminigeraceae.